AUGUCAUUGGUUAAUCGUAUGACAUUUUCAUUUGUGAAUAUCGAACUCGAAAAAUCAGCUCACAAAGACGUUUGCGUUAUAGUAAAUGAAUCUUCUUAUCAAAUAACUGAUUGGUUCAAGAAGUGGACAGUUCCGAACACCAAAACAACCAAAGGUCUUUCUUGGGAUAACCACCUCUGGCAGAAUGUUGUCAGCAACGCAAAAAUUAGUCCAUCAGCUUAUGCGGUAGCAGUUGGAACUUGGUGGUCUUUGAGCGAAGGGAUUUUGGAUGAACCGUACAGUAAAUUUAAUGCGACACUUGUUCCGAAUGUUGACGGAUAUUUAUUUAAUUACAAUUUAUGUUCUGAAACGGUAAAUGAAGUAACAAAAAGUAACGUCAUGAAAGGUCCUAAUGAUGGUUGCCUUGAGAAUGCUCCAAAUUGUGGAAGCUGUUGGCAAAAUGGAAUAUUUGGCAUGGAGAUGAAUCAUACCACUGCAGUAGAGGUUGCCACGGCUGCCGAGAAUAUCUAUGAAGGCAAGACAUAUUGGACCGUGAUUAAGGAAACGAUGAAUCUAGCAGGGUUUAAUUCAGAAAGUGAUGUAUACAAAACCUUGCUGAAAUACUUCCCAAAUGAUGCAUCUGUUCCAGCUUUAGACGACAAUCUUGCAUGCCUAAAUUCAUCUUCUGAUUAUCCAAGCUGGUGUAUGGUUGAUACAAAAUUCUCUAACGGAUUUGAAGGUGUCAAUAAUACAAUUAAUAUUCUUGCGAAUUAUUAUGCAAAUUAA
Messenger RNA from Racocetra fulgida, 765 nucleotides. Lineage: Eukaryota; Fungi; Glomeromycota; Glomeromycetes; Diversisporales; Gigasporaceae. The record is from the annotation of a GenBank genome assembly.